This is a messenger RNA of Symbiodinium natans, 327 nucleotides long. The record is from the annotation of a GenBank genome assembly. Lineage: Eukaryota; Dinophyceae; Suessiales; Symbiodiniaceae.
AUGGCUCGCCGUGUGAUGUCGCUGAUGCUGCUGGCCGCAGCUGUGGCCGCGCUUUGCCGCAGCACGGCCUUCUUGGCUGCCCCAAAGGACCUGCCUCGUGCCGACGUCCUGGCAGCUUUGGCACCCAUGGUGAUGGUUCAGCCUGCCUUUGCUGAAGCGGAGCUGCCGUACAACGGCGACUUCGAUACCCCCAAGUACUACGAGGAGUCGACCUCGUCCGACCUGACAUACCUGCUCUUCUUCACGGCCGCGACUCUCGUUUACAUGGGCAAGACUGCCUUCGACAAGAGCGGUGCCAAGAGCUUGGGCGACGCAGUGAGCAAGUGA